Molecule: messenger RNA, 758 nt
Organism: Caenorhabditis sp. 36 PRJEB53466
Lineage: Eukaryota; Metazoa; Nematoda; Chromadorea; Rhabditida; Rhabditidae
Source: the annotation of a GenBank genome assembly
AUGGUCACCUUUGUGCAACUGGUGGUAAAGAUUCGAGAAAUCUUUUCUCAAAAGCUUGUAGAUGUUGAUGAAGUCAUGCAAGUUAUGGAAUCAUACAAAAGCAAAAUAAAUGAGUGGAGACGAUUUGCCAUUUUUGAUAUGAACAAGUGAGAUCACUUAUUCAAUUACUUUUUUUGAAAAGCUCUAUUUAGAUAUACUAGAAAUUUAGUAGAUGUUGGGAACGGAAAGUACAAUUUGAUGAUUUUAUGCUGGGGACCUGGAAUGGCAAGCAGGUAGUCAAUAGUGCUAACUAUUUCAUGUUUUCCUAUUGUUCUUCAGUGUCCAUGAUCAUACUGAUGCUCACUGCUUUGUAAAAAUCCUUGACGGGACUCUCACAGAAACUAAAUAUGCUUGGCCACGGAAAAGACACGUACCACUCGCCGUUCAUGAAAAUACGACCUACAAUGUUGAUGGAGUUUCUUAUAUGAAUGGCUAGUUGAAAUAACUCACCGACUCUCAGCGAUUUCUUUUUUUGUUCCAGAUGAGCUUGGAUUACACAGAAUGGAAAACCAAAGUCACUCAAAUGGGGCCGUUUCUCUGCAUCUGUACAUCCCGCCUUACAAUACUUGCCAUGCAUUCGAUGAAGUCGAUAUAAGAAAUUUUCUCUUAGAAUGAUGAAUGAUUUUCAGAGAACCGGAAAAAAAACAAAAUGCACAGUAACAUUUUAUUCGAAAUAUGGUAAGAAACUGGAGUAUCGAGAUUUGAAAACAGGAAAAUAA